Molecule: messenger RNA, 1259 nt
Organism: Ciona intestinalis (vase tunicate)
Lineage: Eukaryota; Metazoa; Chordata; Ascidiacea; Phlebobranchia; Cionidae
Source: RefSeq, a predicted model, not a curated record
AAUGUUCUUCUGUAUUGUAGAAUAAUUGAUGUUUUAAUAAAGGUUAAAUCUUCACUAGAAGAAGUAAUAAAUUAAAAAACAUGUCGUCUGGCGAUACUGAUGCUCAUGCUUUAACUAUUAAAGAGGAAAAUGAGGAUAAAUUAGAAAAUGUAGACGAAGUUGCUACCACUAUGCCAUCAGCUAGCCAGUUAACAUCAGAAAUGAUGCAGAAUCCACAAGUAUUGGCUGCUUUACAACAGAGAUUGGAUAGUAUUGUAGGAACACCAUCUGGAUAUAUUGACAGCUUGCCAAAAGUUAUAAAGCGUAGAAUCCAUGCGUUGAAGAACCUUCAAGUAGAAUCAACAAAGAUUGAAGCGAAGUUUUACGAGGAAGUUCAUGAACUGGAACGCAAAUAUAGCUCCUUAUAUCAACCAUUGUUUGAAAAGCGUUCAUUGGUGGUGAACGGGACAUAUGAACCUCUGGAUGAUGAGUGUGAGUGGGAGAGUGAGAAUGAAGAGGAGGAGGAGAAAAAUGGAGAAAAGGAUGAGGUUAAUGCUCUCGCUAAUGAAAUGGAAGACAAAGCGAAGUUAGAUGGAGAGGAUGAAGAUAUCAAAGGAAUACCAGAGUUUUGGUUGACCAUCUUCAAAAAUAUUCCAAUGAUGCAAGAAAUGAUACAAGAGCAUGAUGAGCCAAUACUUAAGUCACUUCAAGAUGUUAGAGUCGUGUUUUCAAUGCCAGAAGAACCAUUGGGUUUUACUCUCGAGUUCGUAUUUGACAGUAAUUCAUAUUUUUCCAACACAACCCUGACAAAGUAUUAUCGUUUACAAUCUCAACCUGAUGAAAAGGAACCGUUCACAUUCGAAGGCCCGGAAAUUAUCAGUUGCACAGGAUGUAAGAUUGACUGGGUAAAAGGAAAGAACGUUACGGUGAAAACAAUUAAGAAGAAGCAGAAACAUAAGGGGCGGGGUGUUGUGAGAACGGUGACAAAACAAGUCAACAACGAUUCAUUUUUUAAUUUCUUCGCCCCCCCUGAUGUUCCUGAAGAUGAUGCAGAAAUGGAUGAAGACACUGAGAAUCUUCUUUCUUCCGAUUUUGAGAUCGGACACAUGAUACGGGAGCGUGUGGUUCCUCGUGCUGUUCUCUACUUCACUGGGGAAGCGGGAGAUGACUUUGAUGAAGAAGAAGAAGAUGAGGACGACGAUGAUGAUGAUGAUGAAAGAAGGUUCAACGUUGAUGGUUCAGAUUCUGAUUCCCAAAAUGAUUCGGAUUAUGACCCAGAU